Parnassius apollo (apollo) is the source of this 1242-nucleotide messenger RNA. The record is from the annotation of a GenBank genome assembly. Lineage: Eukaryota; Metazoa; Arthropoda; Insecta; Lepidoptera; Papilionidae.
AUGAAAACGGUUGGGGGACAAAAACUACUAACAGAAAUCGAGGAAGAAAAUCUUGUAAAUGUUCUGGUAGCUGUCAGUGACUAUGGUUCUCCAAUGACCAAGUUAGACCUGAAAAUGCUUGUUUUUAAUUAUUUAGAAAAAAAUUCACGCAGUCAUAUUUUUAAUGGAAAAAUGCCCGGAAACACUUGGGUAGAAAAUUUUUUAAAUAGACAUUCAUCAAAAUUAUCAGUUCGAACUACACAAAAUAUAAAAAAGGUCCGGGCCGAGAAAGGUCUGCUAGAAAUGCAAAAUUUCUUCGAUAAUUUACAAGCGACGCUGAAGGAUAUUCCACCUAGUAACAUCCUUAACUACGAUGAGACUAAUUUGUCUGAUAACCCGAGUAAUUUAAAAUGCAUUUUUAGAAGGGGCAUAAAAUAUCCCGAAAGAAUUUUAAACAGUUCUAAGAGUUGUGUUUCGAUUAUGUUUACGGUGUCUGCAGCUGGUGACUGUCUUCCAACAUAUGUAGUAUAUAAAGCUACAAAUCUAUAUUCCGAAUGGGUUGACGGAGGUCCUGAUGGAACUCGUUACAAUUGCACGAAAUCGGGUUGGUUUGACUCUGCCUGUUUUGAGGAUUAUUUUAGAACAAUUAUACUAAAGUGGGCAAAGAAUCUUUCAGGGCCAAAAGUCAUAAUAGGUGACAAUUUGUCUAGUCACCUAAAUAUCGAAGUUGUGGAGCUAUGCCAAAAAUAUGAUAUUAGGUUUGUGUUUCUUCCACCUAACUCCACACAUCUGACCCAACCUCUAGAUGUAGCGUUUUUUGCCCCUUUAAAAGAGAAUGGAGGAAGAGAAAGUAAUAAUAUUAAAAGUGGAUUUAGAGCCGCGGGAAUAUGGCCAGUUAAUGCCCGAAAUGUUUUGAAACGAAUACCUGAGUAUUUUGACGAAGAAGUGUACAGAAUAGAUUCAGCUUUAUUAGAUUACCUACAAAAAACAAGGUGUUCUAAACCAAUGGCAGUGAAAAGGAGUAAGAAAUUACGUACAGAACCAGGCAAGUCAGUUUGUGCCGCCGAUAUUUUAAUAAAAACAACUAGUAACAAAAGUGUUCAAAAUAAGAAAUCCAAAAGAUUUGAAAACUAUCAGGAUAAUUUUAAUGAUAUAGAAAGCAGCAGGCAAGAUUGUGAGAUAAAUAUAUUAGAAGAAGUGACUACUGAAAGAGACAUAGAAGAAAAUGAGCUCGUAUUGGAUGAUAAAAUAAGAUUUUUUUAA